CUGGACAUUCACCAGCAUUUGCUGGUGGAGCUCCUGCAUACAGGCCCUCUUGGGGUCAUCAAAUAUAUCUGGACAAUGACCUGGAAGUCCCUCAUGCCAUCAGUAACCAGACAUGAUGGAAUGUCUAGGUCCCUCACAGGAUCACCCAUGGCUCAAGCAGAGAUGCAACUUUGA
Messenger RNA from Dacryopinax primogenitus, 174 nucleotides. RefSeq lists its product as uncharacterized. The annotation marks the transcript as partial. The transcript has a single exon. The record is from RefSeq and is a predicted model, not a curated record. NCBI's taxonomy places the organism in Eukaryota, Fungi, Basidiomycota, Dacrymycetes, Dacrymycetales, Dacrymycetaceae.